Messenger RNA from Anopheles darlingi, 2106 nucleotides. RefSeq names its product protein yellow-like. Gene Ontology annotation, cellular component: extracellular region. Bases 234 to 1763 code for a protein of 509 amino acids. The transcript is spliced from 3 exons. The record is from RefSeq and is a predicted model, not a curated record. Lineage: Eukaryota; Metazoa; Arthropoda; Insecta; Diptera; Culicidae.
GAUUCGAACGCGACGAUCUUCGACCAGUCAACCGAAAAUACGCGUGCGUGUUCCGUGCGUGCGUGCGUGCGUGCGUGUGUUGCGGCCUGUACCAGACGACCCCCCGACCCUCUACUUCCUUAGAGGUCAUCAAUUGAACAAGCGAUCGAGCAAAAUAUAGCCAAGGUACAGGCGUAGGAUCUAGAUUGUAAAGAAGGAUUUGGACUGGAUUCCAACACCUGUUCUGGUGCGCGAUGAGACGGCACGAUAGCCGGAAGGUGGUCACGCUAGCCGGACUGCUGGUGGUGGUAGUCCUCGCAGUGCUAACCGGACCAGUCGGGAGUCACACGCCGUUCAAGAACCGUCAGCAUGGUUCGUUCACUCGUACAGCGACCGGAGGCGGCGCUGGUGGCGGUGUCGUUGGUGCACUACGCGAACGCGAACGGGAACGGGAACGCGAGCAGGAACGUCUAGCGACGCCGUACAUCGCACCACUAUCCGGAUUGGAGGUGAACGCUAAGCGUACGGCCAACGAGUUCCUCGAGGACGUCGGCAAGAACACGUUCGAUACCGUGUACCACUGGAAGGUGAUUGACUUCGCAUACCCGAACCAGCAACUGCGCAACAAUGCUAUUCGUACACGGGAGUUCAUUCCGGAGAACAACCUACCGCUCGGUGUGGACCGCUACCGUGAUCGGCUGUUCGUGACGACACCCCGGUGGAAUCCGGGUGUACCGGCGACCCUGUCCUAUCUGCCACUGCCCGCUACCGAUCGUAGCCUCCCGUUAAAACCGUACCCGGACUGGAGCUACCACAGCUCGACCCGCAAUCCGGACUGCUCGAAGAUGAUGUCCGUCUAUCGGAUCCAGGUGGACGAGUGCGACCGGCUGUGGGUGCUGGAUGCGGGUGUCAUCGAGACGCUGACCAACUUGCAGCAGAUUUGUCCACCCAAGAUCAUGGCAUUCGAUCUGCAGAGUGAUGAGCUGCUGUUCACGUACGUGCUGCCGGAGGAGCAGGUGAAGGAGGAUUCACUCCAUACGAAUCUCGUGGUGGACGUCCGUGAGGGCCAGUGUGAGGAUGCGUUCGCUUACGUUGCCGACGUCUGGCGUAACGGUAUCACCGUGUUCGAUAUGCGCAAGUUCAAGAGCUGGCGUACGACGAACUAUCUGUACAAUCCGAACCCACUGGCCAGCGAUUACAACUACCAGGAGUUGAACUUCCAGUGGUCGGACGGUGUGUUUGGGAUGUCACUUGCACCGGUCCAUCGCUCCGGUGACCGCAUGCUGCUGUUCCACCCGAUGUCCAGCUUCAUGGAGUUCCAGGUGCCGACCUCGGUGCUGCAGAAUGAAACCAUCUGGGAGGGUUUCGGAUUCGCCAAAGCGUUCCAGCCCGUCGGUACGCGUGGCCGGCUAGGACAAUCGUCGACGUCGGGUGUGGCCAAGAAUAAUGUGCAGUUCUUUACGCUGGUGCAGCAAUCGGGCGUCGGUUGCUGGGAUCUGGGCAAACCGUACAAUCGCAACAACCUGGGCGUGGUGGAGAAGAACCUCCAGAAGCUGACCUUCCCGAACGAUCUGAAGCUCGACCGGGAACCGCAGCAAUCGCUGUGGGUGAUGAGCAACAAGCUGCCGGUCUUCCUGUACGAUAAGCUCGACUACACCCAGACGAACUUCCGUGUGCUGAUGGCGGACGUGCGCAAGGCCAUCGAGGGUACGGUCUGUGAUCCCCGGGUAGCGCCCAGUUUGGCCUUUGACGCCGAUCAGCUCGAGUGCGAACUGGAAUUGUAACAGUCUGCCGGCCCGAGCAGAUCCGUCCGUGUCAGUUGCAGUUCGGUCCGUCCGUUUCUUUCCUAAGACCUGAUUCCGGGCCCCGGGACAAUUCCCACGCCGGGGUUUACCAGAGUUCCAACUUCUUCUUCUUCCUCUUCUACUCCUUGCCAAACUACUUUAAUGGUUCUUCUCUUAUGGCUGCAGUCUGGAUUUUUUCGCUGCCAUUUUAUGUACCAAGCGCUGAGCGAGAGUGCAUUAAAUACGGAGUACGCGCGUAGUUGACUACAAAAUACAACCGCCACACAACAGUGCACUCGAUUGGCGAUUGACUAAUAAAUUCUCGUUCGUAAGGAUUACUCGA